Plasmodium falciparum 3D7 is the source of this 1323-nucleotide messenger RNA. RefSeq names its product erythrocyte membrane protein 1 (PfEMP1), exon 2. NCBI's taxonomy places the organism in Eukaryota, Apicomplexa, Aconoidasida, Haemosporida, Plasmodiidae. The coding region runs from base 1 to 1323 and encodes 440 amino acids. The record is from RefSeq and is a predicted model, not a curated record. The transcript has a single exon.
AUGAAACGCAAAAAAAAAAAAAAAAAUAUACAUGUAUAUACAUAUAUAUUGCAUUUAUAUAUACCUAUAUAUCCAUAUAUGCACAAACCUACUUGUAUACCUACUUACAUAUAUACCAAUACAUAUAUAUUAAUAUUUAUAUAUAGGAAAAAACCCAAUAUUACGUCUGGACGUACAAAUCUUUUUCGUGUCAUUGAUAUACCUCAAAACGAUUAUGACAUGUCUACAACGAAAUCAUCAAAUAGGUAUGUCCCGUAUGAAAGUCACAAAUAUAAAGGAAAAACAUAUAUUUACAUGGAAGGAGAAGAAACGGACGAUUACAGUUAUAUUCGUGACAUAUCUUCCUCUGAUAUUACAUCUUCGUCAGAGAGCGAAUAUGAAGAAUUGGAUAUCAAUGAUAUAUAUGUACCAAGUCUUUCAAAAUAUAAAACGUUGAUUGAAUUAGUACUAGAACCUUCAAAAAGGGAUACAUUUAAUACACCAAGUGGUGACACAUUCACCAAUAAAUUUAGAGAUGAUGAAUGGAACCAACUGAAACAGGAUUUUAUUGAACAAUAUUUACAAAACAUACAAAAGGAUUUUAUUUUACAUGAUAGUAUGGAUGAAAAACCUUUUAUUACUCAAAUCCAGGAUAGAUUUCUUGAUAGUAGUCAUGAAGAAGUUAUUUAUAAUAUUGAUUGGAAUGUUCCUGAAAAUAUUAAUAGAAUUAAUAAUAUCAUGCAUGAUACAAAAUACUGCUCAAAUAAUUUAUAUACUGGUACAGAUUUAAUUAAUGAUUCAUUAAAUGGUAACCAAUAUAUUGAUAUAUAUGAUGAGAUGCUGAAACGAAAAGAAAACGAAUUAUUUGGAACAUAUCAUACAAAAUAUACAACCUUUAACAGUGUUUCUAAACAAACACCUAGUGACCCGAUAAUUAACCAACUAUAUUUAUAUCAUAAAUGGAUAGACAAGCAUAGAGAUAUUUGCGAACAGUGGAAAACCAAAGAGGAUAUGUUAUAUAAAUCGAAUGAAGUGUGGAAUAUGGAACGUAAGGAAUAUCUAUUGGAUAUACAACCAUCAACUCUGGAUGAUAUUCAUAAAAUUAAUGAUGAAACAUAUAAUAUUAUUAGUACAAAUAAUAUAUAUGAUCAUCCCUCACAGGAAACCCCCCUCCAACUACUUGGAUCAACAAAUAUUAUACCCAGUUAUAUUACCACGGAACAAAAUAAUGGAUUGCGCACAAAUAUAUCUAUGUAUACAUAUAUUGAUGAAACAAAUAAUAAUAAUGUGGUAGCCACUAGUAUAAUAGGUGACGAUCAGAUGGAAAAUUCGUACAAUUGUUGA